AAUAGCGCAACAACAGCGGCGAUUAUCUAAGCAGCUGCUCAUGCCCAGCAAAUGAAGAGAAGGGUGUAGGCAUGGCACAACGCAGCGUGCCACUAGGACAAGCGCUCUUCAAGGGAAGAGCCUGGGGCGGCCUCCAGCUGCCCUUGAGCCUGAGGACCAAGGGUAGGGCGAUGAGGUGGACCAACUAAGAACAAGCGUCCCUCGCAAGGCAGGCACUCCCAUGCAUUCACAGCAUUGCUUAGAUUAAAUGAUGCACGUUGCUGGAUGACUCAUCCCCCGUGUCACCGGAUGGGCUCAGCCCCGGCGAGAGGGCGGACAGGAGAGGCCACGGGCGAGAUCCGGGAGAAAGACCCGACCCCAGCGCUGGCCGCCUGCGUUUUCCUCUUUCCCGGGUGCUGGAAACCUGCCCCGCCGCGUUUUGCUGCAGCGACAACGAGAGUCCGAGAACGGCCCCGUUUCCCCGCCCGCCCCGGAAAGGGCCGUGCUGCCGCGCUCUGCGCUGCGCUGCGCAUCCCUGCGCGGUACCGGCCCCGGGAGCGGCCAUGGCGCUGCGCUGGUUCUGCGCGGUGCUGCUGGCGCUGCCCGGCGUGUGGGGUGACUGCGGGUGGCCGCCGAGGUUUGACUUUGCGGAGGCCCCCGUGCCCUUGAAGGAGUCCUACGCCGUGGGGACCGUGCUGAAUUACAAGUGCCGCCCGGGGUACACGAUGGCCAGGGACAAGUUGCCCCGCGUCACCUGCCUCUCCUACUCCAACUGGUCGUCAGACUCCGACUUCUGCAUCGGAAAGUCGUGCGGUCCACCGGACAUUGCGAAUGGCAUCUUUCACUACACGACCGACCUCCUGUUUGGGGCGACGAUAACCUACACCUGUAAUGUUGGGUACCGAUUAGUUGGGAAGCAGUCCGCGCGAUGCGAACUUAAAAACAAUGAAGUUUCUUGGGAUAACACUCCAUACUGUGCCAUUAUUCCCUGUUUGCCACCUCCUGAGAUCAAGAACGGGCAGCUCAUCAACAGGGACAGAGACUUCACCUUUGGCAUGGCUGUAACUUACAGCUGUAACAAAGGUUUCGCUCUCAUUGGAAAUGCCACGAUUCACUGUACGACGGAUGGGGAAUUCCAGGGAAUAUGGAGCAGUCCAGCCCCUGAAUGCAAAGUGGUCAGAUGUAAAAAUCCAGAAGUGAAAAAUGGGAGAAGGUUAUCUGGCUUGGGCACUGAGCACACGUAUGAAAAUACAGUGGCCUUUGAGUGUAAUCCUGGCUAUUUAUUGAAUGGUAGUAGUGUAGUUACUUGUGAAGCAGACAAUACCUGGAAGCCACCUCUGCCAACAUGCGACCCCAUCUACUGCGGUCCUGCUCCACACUUCCCUUUCGCUGAGUUAACAAGGGCUGUGGGUGACAGCUCUCUUGCUGGAACUACGCUGACGUAUCGGUGUAAACCGGGUUAUACUACAGCAAAUGGAAAGUCCUCUGUUGUCACUUGUCUGAGUGAUAGAACUUGGUCUGCAGACCCAGACUUCUGUAUACGACAGCAAUGUACUCCUCCCACGAUAGAGAACGGGGAUGUGAUUGCAGAGAAUUUCCUCUUUGAGACAGUUGUGACAUUCAUCUGUCAUCCUGGGUAUGAAUUAAAGGUAUCAUCCACUGCCAAAUGUGUGGUAUUGGGAGAUGGAGUUGAUUGGGAUACAGCAUCUCCACACUGUGAAAGACAGCUCCCUGAUGUUCUCUGUGAAGAGCCCCCCACGAUUGCCAACGGGAUGCACAACGGCACAAAGGGCGCAAACUUUGUGCAAGGCUCUGUUGUAGUUUAUAAAUGCAAGGAUGGCUUCACCCUUGCUGGAGCGGCCUCUAUUCACUGUGAAGUGGAUCAUCAACACCAUGGAGUUUGGAGCAAGCCUAUUCCUGAAUGCAAAGCUGAUGUUCCUCCUGUGGGACAGCUCCCUGAUAUUCUCUGUGAAGAGCCCCCCACGAUUGCCAACGGGAUGCACAACGGCACAAAGGGCGCAAACUUUGUCCAUGGCUCCACUGUAGCUUAUAAAUGCAAGGAUGGCUUCACCCUUGCUGGACCGACCUUUCUUCAGUGUAUGGCAGGAGAUCAAUACCAGGGAGUCUGGAGCAAGCCCACUCCUGAAUGCAGAGGUGGAGCGAACUUGAUCAUUGUUGGAAUCUUCCCCCUCCUCCUGGCCAUGCUGGUUAUGAACGUCUAGAUGAGGGAAUGGGCACAGCAGGGAGGCACCUGUAGACCUGUUGGACUUGGUCACGCUGAUCCUAGUGCUCUCUCCUGUGAAAUUGGCCUUGAAGCAGCAACCAACAGACCUUGGACGACAAAACCCAGCCGCUCCCUGCCGGGAAGCGCUCGUGCUUUUGGCUGCAGCAGCUGCACGUUGCUUUGGACACAGCAGCUCGUGCACGGGGCUGCGCUGGGACGGGCAGCGCUCUGCCACCCAGGUGAGAAUGCUGUCCAGAAAUCAAAGUCAAGUGCAGUUAUAGCCCCAAGUUAAGUCGCGAUGACACCAAAGACCUUCACGCUGCAAUAGAAUAGGCUCAAGAAAAUCGGGCACUUUGGGGACCUCCACGUGUUCGGUUUUUCAGCCCCACUAAGGUCAUGUUAUGCCUGGUCCUGAUCAGGAUUCGGGGGUUUCUUAAGUGUCCCGAGGUGGAAAGUGCUGCCGCUGCUGAGAGGGUUAACGGUGAAUGUCUUCGUGUGAGUGAUGUAUGCUUGAAAAAAUUAAGUUUGAUACAAAAAGGAUAUGUAAUUAAGGGUAUUAGCUGUAGGUACUGAAAGCACUGAAAAUGUUCGUACAAAAGUGCAGCUGUAGCUGUUACUUCAAGCAAGUCUGAACCAUUGUGCAAAUAGCAAUCAUUACAGAUAAGUAAUUUUACUGGAGAGGAAAAAAAAUUAAAUGCAAAGUUCUUAUUACAGAGAACUACUAUUCUGACUCUUCCUGUAUGUACUAAAAUGAGUUUUAAAAUUCAGCUGAAGGUCUCUGCCCUGGCACUCUUUGCAUCAUGUGAAGGCUUUUCCACCUUGCAGAAACAUCCUUUCUGUAUCCGCGGUGACUCAGUGCUUCUCUCGAAGUGCCGAAGCUUUCAGUGGGCUGAAAGCCCCAGGAGGAACCAGCUGGGUGGGUGCUCGGGGGCAGCGGAGCUUGUCCGCAGGCAGGUGGUGUCGGGGCCAAAUGCAGAACUUGCAGGUGUCUUGGCAGAUGCCACCAAACAUCAGAAAGUUGCUGCGUGUGAACCUUUUCACUUUCUGCUCAAAAAGAUUCAGGGAAUCGCUGUCUGAAGUUGCACUUAAAAGGCUUUUUCAGGUGAUGCUGUGCACCCCGACCCCAGCUCAGCCCCGGGAUGCCUGCGAUGCCGAGGGAGGACAAGCAGGUUUUCGGUCUCUCGCCCUGCUCGCGGCAGGGCUGGGGGGCGGCUGCACAGGGCGGCUGUUGCUCUGACGCUGCACCCAAAGUAGGCGCAGAUGUGUAUCAAGCCAAAGCCUUAAUUUACUCCUCCGUGGGGAACAGGACGCAAACCCCCGCAUCUUUGUGCACUUUGCGUUCACCCUGUCUAACCUGAGCUAGCUCAUCGUUGUGUCGAGGACAGGUUUGCGAGGGUGGAUGGGGGCGCGUGAGGCAGCCUGCUGUCCCCAACUCGAGUCAGGCUUUGGCAGUGCCAUGAGGACAGCUCAGGUGAUGGGACCUCGCUCACCUUGGCUAAACCAAAGACACAGGCGAAAGUCCCCUUGCUUUGUUUGGCCAAUAGAAACCCCACGCUGUGGUCUUGGUGUCCUUUCCUGGCUUUACUCAGCCCUGUUAAAUGAUCAUUUAAUAAGCUACAGGGGUAUGUAGCAUCUCCUAAAAUGAAGUAAAGGUUUGGAGGCUUCCUGGGAAUCCUAUUUAUAAGGGAAACAAAACUGUGACAGGAUUUAAACUUGUAUUCAGCUAUUGCCUGACUCCAGCUGAGACACUAGGACUUCAGCUGCUGGUAAGGCAAGAUCGUGAGGUUCGGGGUGUUGUUGGAUGCAGAGGUGAACGACCCGUCUGUGAGCCACUCAUAACGCACAGUUGGGAAAAGGAAGUAUUCGCAAUGUGUCUAUUACGUACUUUUUGUUUCUGCAUUUUUGCCCGUAAUUUCCUGUUAACAGGAACAUGCAUCUAAUUAGAGAGAAAAACACAAUUAGCCAUUUCCAUCAGUCUUGUUCCAAAUAGAGCCACAGAGUUCUCCCUUCCCAGCAGAGCACCAUCCUGCUCAGCUGUCACUGGGGCACUGCGAGACACUUUUCGGAAGCCAGUCGUGCAGAACAAGCACUUGCAGAUUGUUGGUUAUUUUUAUAUGUCUCUUACCGCAAGCCAUGUGAGGGACUAGAUGAACAAAACACAAAUGUAAAGCCUCGUAGCUUAGUGUUGCAUUCUGUUUUGUUAUUUUAAUCCCAGCACAAUUGUUCUCACUACAUGGUCCAGAGUGGUUUUUCCAAAUGAUUUAACACCUGAUUUGGGGAUCAGCUUGAAAUGAUCUCCCCGCAACCAAAUGGAAGUUACUGUGAAUGCUGUGACGUAGCUUAUGGCUGCGGUCACCAAAAUUUACUGCCUGUCUACUGUGACUGUAAUUGAGUUGUACAUAAUUUUACUUUAUAAUCUGAGUGUAAGCAACCCAGUGCAAUUCUGAAGUAUAAAUGUUGGAUAUGUAAAUAUUGGAAGCUCUCUGUCAAUAAAAGCGAUAAAAAGACAU
This is a messenger RNA of Grus americana (Whooping crane), 4713 nucleotides long. Its product is annotated as complement receptor type 1-like. The transcript is spliced from 13 exons. Bases 543 to 2201 code for a protein of 552 amino acids. Lineage: Eukaryota; Metazoa; Chordata; Aves; Gruiformes; Gruidae. The record is from RefSeq and is a predicted model, not a curated record.